AGCAGGUCAAACUCUGUGACUAACUGACGCGCAACUAAAGAAAUAUUUGCAGUAAUAUCCAGCGUGUAGGUGUUGUCCUGCUGCGGCAGAUUUUGUCCUGACAGCAAACAACAAAAACCAACCGGCGGCUGAUUACAUGGCAGAUGUCGUCACGAAGAGUAAACCGGGAGGGAAACGAGGAGCUGUGAAUGUUGAUAUCCAACAUUCCUCCUCCCCGUCACCUUCUGUCUGGCAGGGCUUUGGGAGGAAGGUGAGGCUGCUCCUGCCGUACGUUUGGCCCAAAGGCACUUCAUCGCUGCAGGGGCUGGUGAUGCUGUGCGUGGGCUUGUUGGCGGCAGAGCGGCUGGUUAAUGUCCUGGUGCCCAUUUACUCCAAAAACAUUGUGAAUGAGCUUUCUGCAGGAGGCCCCUGGACCUCACUGGUUUCCACCGUCUGCAUCUACACACUGCUCAAGUUCCUACAGGGAGGAGGAGCAGGUACUUCCGGUUUCAUCAGCAACCUUCGUCAGUUUAUGUGGAUCAAAGUUCAGCAGUUCACCAGCCGAGGUGUUCAGGUGCGUCUGUUUUCUCACCUGCAUGGGUUGUCUUUACGUUGGCAUCUGGAGAGACACACCGGUGAUGUGCUGAGGAGCAUUGACCGUGGCACCUCGUCUAUCAACAACCUGCUGAGCUACAUCCUGUUCAGUAUCCUCCCCACCAUCUGUGACAUCAUCAUCGCCAUCAUCUACUUUGUCUCCUACUUCAGUGUCUGGUUUGGACUCGUUGUUUUCACCUGCAUGGUCCUCUACCUCACCUGCACCAUCUUGAUCACAGAAUGGAGAACAAAGUACAGGAGAGAGAUGAACAACCAGGACAACAGUGCAAAAUCCAGAGCUGUAGACUCGCUGCUCAACUUCGAGACGGUAAAAUACUACAAUGCUGAAAAUUAUGAAGUCCGCUGCUUUGAAGAAGCCAUUUUCAAAUAUCAGUGGUGCGAAUGGAAGAACUCAGCAUCUCUCGCUCUGCUGAAUCAAACCCAAAACAUCAUCAUCGGAUCAGGACUGCUGGCUGGAUCGCUGCUCUGUGCCUACAUGGUCUCUCACGGACAAUUCCAGGUUGGAGAUUACGUUCUGUUUGGAACCUACAUCAUUCAGCUCUACACACCCCUGAACUGGUUUGGUACCUAUUACAGGCUGAUCCAAAGUGCGUUUGUCGACAUGGAGAACAUGAUGUCGCUGCUGGCAGAGCACAGAGAGGUGGAGGAUGCUGACGAUGCACAGGACCUGCAGCUCACAGCAGGUCAGGUGGAGUUUCAGAGGGUCUGUUUCAGCUACGUUCCCGGCACCGAGGUUCUCCAGGAUGUGUCGUUCACAUUGGAGGCAGGACAGACUGUCGCUCUGGUGGGACCGUCCGGAUCCGGGAAAAGCUCCAUCCUGCGUCUCCUAUUCAGGUUCUAUGACCCUCAGGGCGGCUGCAUCCGCGUCGACGGGCAGGACAUCUCCAGGGUGCGUCAGUCCUCUCUGAGGUCGUACAUUGGUGUGGUUCCCCAGGAUACGGUCCUUUUCAAUGACACGAUAGGCAACAACAUUCGCUACAGCCGAGCUACAGCCAGCGAUGAGGAGGUGCAGCGAGCCGCCACGGCCGCCGACAUACACGCCAGGAUACUGGAGCUGCCUCAAGGUUAUGACACAGAAGUAGGGGAGCGAGGCUUGAAGCUCAGCGGGGGCGAGAAGCAGAGAGUGGCCAUCGCUCGAACAAUCCUGAAGGAACCUCAGAUUAUACUGCUGGAUGAGGCCACUUCUUCACUGGACACCCAGACUGAGAGGAACAUCCAGGCUUCGCUGGCCGAGGUUUGCACCAACAGGACCACCAUAGUGGUGGCACACAGGUUGUCCACCAUUGUUGGGGCAGAUCAGAUCUUGGUGCUCCACAGAGGACAGAUUGCAGAGAGAGGAAGACACCAUGAGCUUCUGGAGCAACGGGGUCUGUAUGCAGCCAUGUGGAGGAAGCAACAGAAAGGUUUUGACACGCCAACAGAGAAACGGACUGGUAACUUUACUGAAGACACUUGAUGCCAAGUUUGCACACAUGUUCAUUCAGUCCUGCCAGGAACAUCUUUUUGUUGCUGUCAAAGUUCCAGGCAGGACUUUCAUUUUAACCUGCCGCUGAAACACUUAAACUCCUGCCAGCUGUUAACUACAGAAUGUAUAGUUUGUGUUAGCAAAUAUUGGUUAACACAUAUGUAGUGAAUAUGACGGUCAUAAUACCAGAAAUUUUACUUUAAUACCACAGAAAUUCAAUGA
Molecule: messenger RNA, 2281 nt
Organism: Cololabis saira (Pacific saury)
Lineage: Eukaryota; Metazoa; Chordata; Actinopteri; Beloniformes; Belonidae
Gene: abcb6b
Product: ATP-binding cassette, sub-family B (MDR/TAP), member 6b
Exons: 19
Coding region: 137-2050 (637 amino acids)
Biological process (GO): heme transport; transmembrane transport
Cellular component (GO): membrane
Molecular function (GO): ABC-type heme transporter activity; ATP hydrolysis activity; ATP binding
Source: RefSeq, a predicted model, not a curated record